AUGCUCACGAUGCGCGCGUCUGAAAAUGACGUGUGUUGGGGAGGACAACAACGGUACAUGUUCAAGAAUCAGUCGAUCAAAGCGAUGCAAGCACAAAGCGGAGCAGAAAGCCAAUCAGAGCUUCAGCGGUCCUUUUCAUCUACUGGCAAUAGGGCUGUGUGGAUUGGGGAACCGACACGGGUGCCUAGCACUGACACGAGUAGAAUGGCAGCAGCCUUUGUAGCAGCAUUCCAGGUGACCGAUAUCCGAUAUGCUAUGGCCUACUAUGGACCUUUCCUGCGGGAUAUUCCACGGCGAUUGGGCAACAGCACCGUCCUUGAUUCAGCCGUGAGAGCCUUAUCAACCGCUUAUCCAUUACUUCACGCGGGAUCUUACUCACCGAAUGCACUCGUUCUCUAUGGACAAUCGCUGCGGGCACUGAGAGAAUGCUUGAACGAUCCAGUUGAGGCCCGAACUCCCAACACAUUAUGUGCUGUCUAUUUGAUUACCAUCUGCCAGCAGCUGAGCUGUCAUAAGAGCUGGCUAGGAAAACACGAUGAUUCGAUCACUAGUCACAGCGAAGCUAUCGCUCAUCUCCUCAGGGCUGCCGCGCUACGCGAGUGGAAGAGUACAUUUGAGAUGGAGCUGGUUAUUACACUCUGUGUGCCUAUAAUACUCGAAGGCAUUGUCAAUCCCCGUAUCAAGAUGGAUUCGGAAUUCUGGGAACUGGUCUCAUCCUUCAGACGUCGUCUAUCUGCCUCACGGGACAACAAUCAGUCACAAUCAACCACCGAGCUGCAACAUUUAGCCAUGUUUCCUAAGUUUGUCCAAGACCCCGAGCCACACCUUGCCGAAAUUGCAAAGACAUACAUGCAACUGAGACUCGAUGCACAACGAGUAAAACAACAUCUUGAUCAAUGUGCAGACGCUGUCCUUGUAUCUUUCUCAUCCUCUGAAGUUGCGAGACAUUGCCGUAUUCAAGCAGCUUAUGCCAUGCUCUCUACGCUGGCUGUGUUAUUGAACAGUCUUCUUCAAGUUUUCGAUCCCUGGAACGCUUCCUUGGUGAGUGAAGCUGUCUUUCUCUGUGAUGAGAUUACAACCCAAGCCGAACUGGCAUCUUGCUACCGGCCGGUUGGGGCAGGGUACAUUCCUCUAUGCUUAGUUGUUGCUUGGGCAGCAUCAGAUAAUCUAGUUCAGCUGGCAAGGAUAGAAGCGAUCCUUUCUGAAUACCAGUCUGAUUUUGCGGAAGUGCCAUGGAUGAGCCGUGCUAUCUGGUUAGCCUCUACCUUGGAUAGCCACCGCAUACGAGUCAUGUCUGGGAAGCAGUCUCCGGAAUCCUCUUUGGAAGCUGAUUCAGGAGGCAGUCAUGGUGCUGGUACCAAAAAGGCUUCAGUGCGCCCGGAGUCUUGCUGUAUCCUCUAG
Penicillium mononematosum is the source of this 1401-nucleotide messenger RNA. RefSeq lists its product as uncharacterized. The record is from RefSeq and is a predicted model, not a curated record. The transcript is spliced from 3 exons. The coding region runs from base 1 to 1401 and encodes 466 amino acids. NCBI's taxonomy places the organism in Eukaryota, Fungi, Ascomycota, Eurotiomycetes, Eurotiales, Aspergillaceae.